AUGGCAACGAAUCUGACUGGAAAUUCCACGACCGGAGAGGAGGAAGACGAUGCGUUAUUUGGACUGAAUAUUGUUGUACCAAUUGGAAUUAUAAUCGCAAUAAUCAUAAUUAUAGCAAUUGUUGGGAAUGUGUUUACCAUUGCAGCUUUCAUCAAAGACCGGAAGUUGCGCUCAACUUACAACAUCUACAUCGUUAACCUAGCCGUGACAGACUUACUCCUAGGAUGUCUCAGUAUGCCGUUUUACGCUGUGUACACUUUGAAGACACACACGUGGCCUUUUGGAUAUCAUUUCUGUAAAGCAUACAUGGUAAUAGACUUCACGCUGUGUCUCGAGGCUGUGCUUGUUAUGAUCAUUCUCAGUCUGGAUCGACUACUGUUACUUAAACAAGGGUCGCAAUACAUGCACAAAGAGACAAAUAAAGUUGCCUGCAUCAAGAUCGCUAUAUCCUGGGUCAUAUCGUUUCUUCUGUACAGCCCUGCUAUCAUUGGUUGGGACAUUUGGACAGGCCAAGACUCUAAUGAACCUGGCGACUGCGAUGUGCAAUUCGCCUAUAAUUUUGAUUUCACGAUGGCAACUGCUGUUAUUGAGUUUGGUAUACCUUUCAUAUGCCUAAGUGUUUUGAAUUUGAUAAUAUACCUAGAAAUACGUAAACGAAUACAGGCAAAAGAAAACUCGAAGAAAGUUCCAAAAUAUCAACCCUCCUCUAUUCCUGUAACAGGUACAAGCGGUAGCAAUCCAGUCAACGGAGAUACGUCCAAGUCGCAGGUCGAACAACAACGUGGAGCUGCGCAAGGAACAACAAUGCAAAAUGCAGUUCAGCCAAUCCAAGAUACUCAAAAGAUGCGUGGUGUUCGGAAGGACACAAAAGCUGCCAAGAGUCUGGGACUAUUGGUAAUCGUGUUUGCCAUCACCUGGGCUCCCUAUACGGUAACUACCAUCAUAAUAUCAGCUUGUGAGGCUUGUGUCAAUGAGGAUGUUUAUGAGUUCCUUAACUGGUUGCUGUGGACUAAGGCGGCACUUAACCCGUUCCUGUACGCUUACAAUAAUCAAAGGUUCAGAGAACACUUCAUGUACUUUCUCUUUUGCUUCAGGAAACGUAACCGUGUCCAUACUGAGCAAACUGUUUCUACAGUGUCCUAA
This is a messenger RNA of Ylistrum balloti, 1143 nucleotides long. Its product is annotated as histamine H3 receptor-like. Bases 1 to 1143 code for a protein of 380 amino acids. Gene Ontology annotation, molecular function: G protein-coupled receptor activity. Gene Ontology annotation, cellular component: membrane. The transcript has a single exon. Gene Ontology annotation, biological process: adenylate cyclase-activating adrenergic receptor signaling pathway. Lineage: Eukaryota; Metazoa; Mollusca; Bivalvia; Pectinida; Pectinidae. The record is from RefSeq and is a predicted model, not a curated record.